Messenger RNA from Daldinia vernicosa, 1845 nucleotides. RefSeq names its product alpha/beta-hydrolase. The record is from RefSeq and is a predicted model, not a curated record. The transcript has a single exon. Gene Ontology annotation, molecular function: hydrolase activity. Lineage: Eukaryota; Fungi; Ascomycota; Sordariomycetes; Xylariales; Hypoxylaceae. The coding region runs from base 398 to 1582 and encodes 394 amino acids.
UGUAUGAGAGGUUACAUGCUAGCUAUGUUGGGAGAUGUUGAUGCCUUGAUGCCUGAGACCCACUAAAUAACAUUGAACAUCCUAGUGGGUUGUAUGUAUUGGCAAGACGGUGCACUCCGAAAUACUAUCACUGUAUUUCCCAUCCUGCCUUGUUUAUGCAAAUCCUGACAUAUCGUUUCAGAUAACUUGCAGCUGAAGACUUCUACCAUGGCACCUAAAUUCAAUACCACAUCAAAUCUGAUGUCUACAAUAUUUGAAGAUCCCAAUGUUGUAUCACUUGCCAGCAACAACACGGCGAAUUACCAUCGACCCCCGUCAACCUACCUUAUCUUACUUACACCAAAUUCUUCUUCGUGUGAUGAGAAAAUAAUUAAAUCAAUCCAGAAGUAUCCCCAAAAUGCAAACGGUUGAAGGGAUACCAGUUCCCUCGAGGAGUGACCCGGAAGAUAAAGUACCUGAAGUCCCGUUACCUCCCAAUCAGAAACCGCGCAAAGCAAAGGAUAAGACAGGAGCACCGCCCUCACGUUUCUCUCUCCGGGUUACCGCCGGCUGGUGGAGGUCUUUACAAUGUAUUGGAAUGAGUUUACACUUCCUCGCUUCUCCGAGACCACCAAAUCCAGACUUCAUCAAGUCUAUUCCUUCUACUAUAUCAACCACCAAAGGCCAAUUCAAUCUCCAAUUCUAUCUACCCGAAGGUUACAACAAGGACCCAAAGAGUGACAAAUGGCCAGUCGUUGUAAAUUUUCAUGGCGGAGGAUUCACGUUGGGUAGCGCAUCAGACGACGCAAGAUUCGCUCGCUUUGUACUCGAGAAAUGCCACGCGGUUUUCGUAUCAGUAGACUACCGAUUAGCGCCAGAAUUCCCCUUUCCUACCGCCGUUGACGACGGAGCAGAUGCAUUAUUAUAUAUCAUCAAUAAUGCAGCGAAGCUUCGACUUGAUAGCAACAGGAUAGCAACAUCGGGGUUUUCAGCAGGCGGCAACAUCGCCCUUACGGCACCGAUCCGUUUAUUCGAACAUCGAAAAAAUAUAGAACUUCCCGAGUAUCGUAUUCUCGCCGUCGCAACCUGGUAUCCAAUCACCGACUAUACACUAACUCGUGCCGAACGCCGGGCGUCUGCACUCCGUCCCGAAGCCACUCUCCCGCCGACCUUGACGAAUCUAUUCGACGCGUCGUACCUAUUUCCCCCAGAAUUAGACCUUGCUCAUCCAUGUUUAUCACCCUCGAAAGCGUCGGAUGAGAUGCUGAUCGAAGGCCUGCCUCAUAAUAUUAUAUUCUACACGUGCGAAUGGGACAUGCUCCUACACGAAGGCGAAGAGCUUGCUCAGCGAUUACAGAAGCCGCCUAUCUCGAAGAACGUCUUUUAUACUAUGAUACCUGGCGUAGCACAUGGAUGGGAUAAAGGGCCGAACCCAAUGAAACCCCCACAGAAGUCUGAGAAGUUAUAUGGUGAAUGCUGUCGCAAGCUCAAGAACAUCUUUGAAGAAGAAGAAGACGACGAGCCGCAUUCGAUCCUUCGUCUCCCUUUAAAAUUACCCCCUUUACUACAUCCCAAACCCAAGGAUAGGAGCAGCACAGACUAAAAGAAGCAGAAUGUCUUGAUGCUUUACAUACCGUCUAGUUUUAAUGAGCCACUAAGGAGCUGCUGAUGGGAAGGUAUAUUAUCAACAUUAUUAAUAAACGACGCCUAACUCUACUAAACUAGAUAUCCUACAGUAAUGAAUCGUCAUUACGCGAAGACUGCCGACAAGGUACUAAUCCUCGUAGUUAAUAUAACAAACUAUAUCUAUUGUAUCUAGAUAAUCCCAAGAAAUAUAAUAAAUUACGACGAGCAUUUGAGUGGCCA